GACAAGGUGAGUACAAUUGCACCUGAUCAGCGGAUUCCGCUUUGGUUUCGUAUCGCAAGCGUCAGUCCAAACCCACUUAUUACGAGAGGAAUUCGCCACGGUGACCUAUAAAUCAAACGUAUCAAUUUUAAUUGGCUUUUAUUAAAAUUUCAUUAAAACGAUUCAUAGAGAUACGAUAGAGAGAAUUAGAGAAUGGCCGUUACUUUCUAUCGAUACAUCUAUUAGAGAUUUUCUACGUGUAUUCAAAUUAAUUUUAGCGCAACAAGAUGAUAAAUGAAGUAUAAAAAAUUGUGUAUUCCGUCCGCCUACACAAUAUUGCCGAAUGUGCACUAAAAAUGCAAUAAAAGGAUGGGGAAUCGGGUCGAAUCGUCUUAUUGUCAGUCGGCAUCGACAUCGACAUCGAAUCAACGAUAGUACGUUAUUAUUUUGAUCGAGUUUUACUGUUUCUGUAAAAACGAAAAGAGGGGCAGAUCAAAAUGGAUAUAUUCUUUCUCUCAGUUUCUGUUAUGUGUAUGAUAUCACUUGCAAACGCUGUCGCACUUUCGGGAGAGACUAAGCCUGAAAAAUUAUCCACGGGUUCACCGAAGGGAUCACGAUUCCGAGUAAACGUCGCGGAAGGAUCCGAUGUUGAUGACGUUGAGAGAACCGAAAGGAUAAACCGUGGAAUUGAAAAGAUAAUCGAGUUGGUGAAUAUUUUGAGCGACAUGGACAACCUGGUUUACGACAGAACGAAAAGCAUCAUUCGCAAGCUCAAUGCAAUUUACGACGUGGCCGAGAACGAGAGGCAUUAUUCUAAAUCGCGAUAAGGAAUCAUUUCUUUGCAAUGAAAUGAAGAAUAAAGAGAGAAAUUAAUUUAAUAUUUAUACCGAUAUUUAUAAUAUAAGCGUGCAUUUGAUUCUAAAUAAAUGACAUACACUUUUCUCUGCUCUACCUUCCCCCUUCCCUUAAUUUUGCAAGUUCUUUAUUGUAAAAGUGCGUUUUUGUCAAUCAUUAUUAUAUGUAUAUCAAGACAAAUAAAUAUGUUCUUUAACGUUUCACGUACGUAUAUCGUUGUAGUGUUGUACAAAAUAAAAUUAAUGGCAAAUAUUACUUGCCCACACUUGACAAAAUUGGACCCAGAUAGCAC
This is a messenger RNA of Vollenhovia emeryi, 1126 nucleotides long. RefSeq lists its product as uncharacterized. Bases 477 to 806 code for a protein of 109 amino acids. The record is from RefSeq and is a predicted model, not a curated record. The transcript is spliced from 2 exons. NCBI's taxonomy places the organism in Eukaryota, Metazoa, Arthropoda, Insecta, Hymenoptera, Formicidae.